UGAAACACACCGGAGCAAAAACAACAACAGUAGUAGUAGAUGGCAAAGGUCCGGAAGGAGCAAAACAUAGACACCGGCGGUUCGGCUUCUGCUAACAUGUUUUUAUUGCUUUUUAUUUCACUCUUUUCACUUUGUUCGUCGGCUGACAGAAAUGACAAACCCAUUAUUGGUGUUCUGGCUCAAGAAGCGUUUCAGCCCAAACCAAACCAGUCAGCAUACAUCGCUGCCUCUUAUGUUAAGUUCUUAGAGUCGGCUGGAGCCAGGGUUGUACCUGUCAUGAUUAACCAGACACUGGACCAGUACAAGACUCUGUUCAACUCCAUUAAUGG
This is a messenger RNA of Austrofundulus limnaeus, 329 nucleotides long. RefSeq names its product gamma-glutamyl hydrolase. Gene Ontology annotation, molecular function: gamma-glutamyl-peptidase activity. Gene Ontology annotation, cellular component: vacuole. The record is from RefSeq and is a predicted model, not a curated record. Lineage: Eukaryota; Metazoa; Chordata; Actinopteri; Cyprinodontiformes; Rivulidae. Gene Ontology annotation, biological process: tetrahydrofolylpolyglutamate metabolic process.